Messenger RNA from Penicillium odoratum, 714 nucleotides. Its product is annotated as GNAT family N-acetyltransferase. Lineage: Eukaryota; Fungi; Ascomycota; Eurotiomycetes; Eurotiales; Aspergillaceae. The record is from RefSeq and is a predicted model, not a curated record. The transcript has 4 exons. The coding region runs from base 1 to 714 and encodes 237 amino acids. Gene Ontology annotation, molecular function: acyltransferase activity, transferring groups other than amino-acyl groups.
AUGGCCAAGUCCCUGGUCCCACUCACGCACGGCAGAGCUGCGAAUCAACUUGAAGAGCUCCUGAAGCCCGUCGCACGCCUCAACGGCCAUGUUUUCCAUACAGAUCCUGUCAUUACCUACAUGCUACUGGACAUGUCAUCGGAGGAACGGUUGGCAUAUCUUCCUACAUACUGGUCUACGCUUAUCAGGUCUGCUCUGCUGAAUGACGCCAUCAUUACCGAGGCGGAUGGCUGGAAGGCUGCUUCUGUGAUUAUACCGCCUGGGAAAUGUAUCGAUAACGUGUGGACGCUGAUUUACGCGGGAUUUCUUUGCGUGUUGUGGAGGCUUGGGUUCUCGGGCUUCAAGCGCCUUUGGAAUGAUUUUUCUGGCAUGACGGAUAAUGCGAAGAAGAAGGGUCUGCGCGGUCAGAAGCGGUACUAUUAUAUUUUCAGUCUUGGAACAGAGCUUGAACACCGUGGGAAAGGUCUUGCCAAAUCCAUCAUGCGCGAUCAUCAGUACACUGCCAGAGCCGAGAACGUCCCCAUCUGGCUGGAGGCUACAAGUCCAAGCUCCCGCAAGCUCUAUUUGUCGCUAGGAUUCGAAGAGAUUGAGGAGAUUAUUCUCGGGAAAGGAAAGGUUGAUCCGAAUGCUAUAGUCCAGCCGGGUGGCCCUGGGAUUCCUCUAUAUGCGAUGGUGUGGUGGCCGGAGCAGUCUCCUGAUGUGCCUGGGCUGUGA